UUGUUCAUGCACCAUCAGCCGUCUCCGCGCUUUCAUCUCGGGGACAGGCAGUGCGCAUGCGCAGCUCAUUGGCUCCUCUGCACCGUCUCCGGCAAGUUGGAUGCGCGCGCUCCUCACUCGCAGCCCGAAACCGCCUCAAAAACUGUUGAGAUGGGGAGGAUCAGGAAAAACCACUUUGGGAUUUUGACUUUCUCCCUACUGGCCACUUUUGUCGGGACUCAAAGCAUCAAAGAUCUGAAAGACCCCAGCAACAUGCCUCUGGUCAAAGAAACGGUGGACCGGCUGAUGAAAGGAUACGAUAUUCGAUUGAGGCCCGAUUUUGGAGGUGCACCCGUGGCCGUGGGCAUGAACAUCGACAUAUCCAGCAUCGACAUGGUGUCCGAGGUCAACAUGGACUACACCUUGACGAUGUACUUCCAGCAAGCAUGGCGGGAUAAACGCCUCUCCUACUCCGAGAUCGCCUACAACCUCACUCUGGACAACCGAGUGGCCGACCAGCUGUGGGUCCCCGACACCUACUUCCUGAACGACAAGAAGUCCUUCGUGCACGGCGUCACCGUCAAGAACAGGAUGAUCCGCCUCCAUCCUGACGGCACCGUGCUUUAUGGACUCAGGAUCACCACGACUGCCGCCUGCAUGAUGGACCUGCGCCGCUACCCUCUCGAUGAGCAAAACUGCACCCUGGAGAUCGAAAGCUAUGGUUACACAACAGAUGAUAUCGAGUUUUACUGGCGAGGAGGAGAAGGUGCCGUGUCCGGGGUGGACAGGAUAGAGUUGCCACAGUUUUCCAUUGUGGACUAUAAACUCAUCUCCAAGAAUGUGGUCUUCUCCACAGGUUCCUACCCCCGCCUGUCCCUCAGCUUCAAACUGAAGAGGAACAUUGGUUACUUCAUCCUGCAGACAUACAUGCCUUCCAUCCUGAUUACCAUCCUCUCCUGGGUCUCCUUCUGGAUCAACUACGACGCCUCGGCUGCCAGAGUGGCUCUGGGCAUCACCACCGUGCUGACCAUGACCACCAUCAACACACAUUUGCGAGAGACGCUCCCUAAGAUCCCCUACGUGAAGGCCAUUGACAUGUACCUGAUGGGCUGCUUUGUCUUCGUCUUCCUGGCCCUGCUGGAGUACGCCUUCGUCAACUACAUCUUCUUCGGCCAGGGCCCGCAGCGCCAGAAGAAGGCGGCCGAGAAAGCGGCCACGGCCAAUAACGAGAAACUGAGACCCGACCCCAACAAGUGGCUGGUGGGAAAUGUAGUUCAGAGAGAUGAUGCUCUGUAUGCCAGAAUGAAACAGAGGGAAAUUGACGCGUAUGACUCGAUGUGGGAUCCCAUCUUUGUGGACGAUGCCGCAUUAGGACUAGGCGAGCAGAGAAAUAAGAUGACCCCCGACGACAACAUCUUGUUCAGCACCCUGGAGAUGAAGAACGAAAUGGGCGGCGCCGGGGACCUGUCCAGGGGCCUGGGAGCGCCGGGGGACCCCCGCAACACCAUGCUGGCCUACGACAGCUCCACGCUGCAGUACCGCCGGGCGGCCAUGGCCCGCCAGAACUAUGGCCACAGCGCCUUGGAGCGCCACGCCCAGAAGAAGUCGCGCCUACGGAGGCGGGCCUCGCAGCUCAAGGUGAACAUCCCGGACUUGUCCGACGUGAACUCGAUCGAUAAGUGGUCCAGGAUGAUCUUCCCCACCGUCUUCUCCUUCUUCAACGUGGUCUACUGGCUCUACUACGUCCAUUAAAGUCCACGGGCCAUCUUGAGGCGGGCAUUCAAAGAUGGGCGCGAGGUGGCGAACGGGAGACAAACAGUAGUGAAAGGCUUCUUUUGAAACGGCGUGAGGAGAGCGCAUUGACAUUUUGGAGCGACGGCAGCAACGGUGACUCUUUUAGCAUUUGGGAAACACCUUCAGCGGACCGACUGACUUUCAAAGACAAGACUUUUCAAAAGGACGGCGACGGUGCCUGCGCCGCAACUUCAAUAUUCACAAAUAUUUCUCAUUCGUAGCUUACUCUCUCUGUGGAUCCCAAAUAUUUAUGCUUGUGUUUGCAUAUACUUUGAAGGGUUUCUUUGCUUUAGUAUCUAUUUACUUGCUAGCCGAGCAUCCGGGAAGCUUUCUCAAUGAUUUCAAGAGGAGUCCAUCCUUGAUAGUCUAUUUUCCUAGAAUUACUGUAAAUCCAAAACAUCCUUUAAAAAAAAAAAAAAGAAGCAUGCUCAUGUUUGAUUUCACUGGUGGAAAAAAGAGGAGCUUCAUCUUUUUGCUUUUCGCUUCCGCAGCACGGACCGAACCGAGUCCGUUUUCAACGUUGUUUCAUUUAGUUUUCUUUUACAACGGGGGGAAGAAGAAAAAGAAAAAGAAAAGCGGACUCUUCCUUACUUUCUGCCAUCGUGAGAAGAGCUUUAGAGGCGGGCUGGAAGGACUUUGCAGAUGCAUAAAUACAGCAAACCACAAUCAUCUUUAUCAACGUACGAUACCUUUCAUGCUGGUUAGGUUUCUGUUUGGGGGGGAAAAUGUAGAUAAUAUAAAUCAUGUUAAAAAGAAAAAAGAGAUGAUUUUUUUUUUUAUAAAUCACUUUAUGUGUAAAUAGGAGCGAUCCAUUCUACUGAACUGUUGUUUGUUUUGCAGUUGAAUUACAGAUUAUUUUCCAUUCCGUCACACAAACAAAAAAAAAAAGAGACAACGAAAGGUGCAAAUUUAACGAAGAAAAAAAGAAAAAUCACAACUUUGCUGUUGAUGUACUUUAUUUUUUUUUUGGACUUCUCCCUUUUUCUUUCUUUUUAAAUGGACUCUCGAAGCACCUGUACUUGCUGAAACUAAAGCACUUCCAGACACCAAUGGCUAGCGGGUCCGUGGUUUCUCCUCCGCAGACGACUCAACGAGGACCCCGCCAUCCAGGCAUUGAAGUCAGGCAUAUUUUGUACAAAGUUUAUGUAAAUUCCAAUUGUAAUAUUUCAUAAAGACUGUACAUACGUUGUGUAAUGAUUGUCAACGAUUAUGAAGAUGUAUCUCAAUUCAAUUAAAAACUCAAUACAGUCUAUCACUUCAAUAACAAA
Nerophis ophidion (straightnose pipefish) is the source of this 3041-nucleotide messenger RNA. RefSeq names its product gamma-aminobutyric acid type A receptor subunit beta2a (gene gabrb2a). The record is from RefSeq and is a predicted model, not a curated record. Gene Ontology annotation, cellular component: membrane; neuron projection; synapse. Bases 7 to 1731 code for a protein of 574 amino acids. Gene Ontology annotation, molecular function: neurotransmitter receptor activity; GABA-A receptor activity; extracellular ligand-gated monoatomic ion channel activity. Lineage: Eukaryota; Metazoa; Chordata; Actinopteri; Syngnathiformes; Syngnathidae. Gene Ontology annotation, biological process: signal transduction; nervous system process; regulation of membrane potential. The transcript is spliced from 10 exons.